AUGGACUUCAUGACGCAACCAAAAACUAACAAAACAUUAAGUGCGUUAGCAAAAUUUUUCGAGAAAGAAUCACUUGUUAAAGAAUCUACUGAUUGCGAUGCUUUAUUUUGUGCAUUAGAAACUGUUGUUGACAGUUUUUACGAAAAAGGCAAUUCUCAAUUAUUAGAAAGCAGAACUCAUAAAAAUGAGAUUGAAAGGGAUUAUGCUCAAACAACUGAAUAUUUCAAUAAAAAAUUAAUCUGAAUAGAAGAGCAAAGAAGAAAAAAAUAUGAAUCUAUCUCAAAAUCCUUAAAAAAUAAGCCAAAUAUAAACUCAGCAUCCAAAAAUUGCGUAAAUAUAAUGCAGAUUUCCAAUUCUUCCAGGCCUUUGCAUCAAAGAGUUGAAGAAGAACUUAAAAAGAAAAACGACAAUUUAAAAAGCUUGCUAAUGGAAAAAGAAAUUGAAAGAAGAAAAUAUGAAGAAGAAAAUGUUACCUUUAAGCCGCGAAUUCAUAGUGUCACACCUCCUAGAAACCAAAAACAGCUUGUAGAAUUUCUUCAUAACAGAAAUAAAAUAAAGACUAUAGCACAAAGAAAAGAAAUUGAGGAGAUAGAAAAAAUAUCCUUACUUCCUGUAAUAAGCAAAUUCUUGCUUAUUUAUAAGGGUUUCUGAGCUAAAUUGCAAAUAGUAAAUUUUAUAUGGAUAUAGAUCAAAACUUGCUUAUUAGAAAAAUGCAAAUUUUGUGUAUUUGCCUCAAUAAUGAGCAAAUUAUAUAAAAUUUACUAUUUGAAAUUUUGUACAAAAACCCCCAAAAUAAGUAAGAAUUUGCAUAUUACUGGGGAGUUAAAGGACUUACAAGAGAAGCCAAAUAUUUCUCCAAGAUCAGAAAAAUUAUCUGAAAAAUGAUGCAAAACGCCAGUUGUAAAUAGAUUGCAUUAUAAUAAAAAAUCAAGUUCUCCUGAUUUCUUUUCUGCUAAGCCUGAAAUAAAUCCUCAAUCACAAAAAUUAGCUCAAAAUAGGAGUGAAAAAGUAUUUUCAAGGCUCUAUACGUCAAAAUCUUCUUCAGACCUUAUCAGGCAAAAUUCUUUGCCUCCCUCUGAAAUGCAAGAACCUCAACCUUGGGAUGGACCAAUUGCUAUAAGAGCUCGUAAACGCUCUAAUAGUCCUUAUAGAGUAAAUACAGGUAAAGGCAGUGCACUUGAAAAUAAAUUUGUGGUCAAUGAACUAGAGUGCAGCCAAAAAUUAAGAAAUAUACUUAAAAAGCUAAUAAAGUAA
Molecule: messenger RNA, 1254 nt
Organism: Blepharisma stoltei
Lineage: Eukaryota; Ciliophora; Heterotrichea; Heterotrichida; Blepharismidae
Source: the annotation of a GenBank genome assembly